Molecule: messenger RNA, 4353 nt
Organism: Caenorhabditis auriculariae
Lineage: Eukaryota; Metazoa; Nematoda; Chromadorea; Rhabditida; Rhabditidae
Source: the annotation of a GenBank genome assembly
AUGCUUUCGGAAGAUUCUGACGAUUAUAUUGUACGUUUUAACGUUGUUUCGAUUAUCGACGGAUUUUAUGAAGCCUAUUCUUACCAUCAAAGGUUGGCUGUUAAACUUUUGUUUUUUUUUUCCUCCAGACCAAAUUUUCGAGUCUCCAAACUCAAAGUUCAAACGCCUUAUUGGCGGAGACGGCUCCAAAAUAUGAUUUUUGGAGAAAAUAAUCGUUACAAUUUUUAGAAAAAAAAAUAAUUAAAAAAAGAGGAGGCACUGUACCCUUUCAAAAAAAACUUCCUCUAAUAGCGUAAAAUCCACGAAAAUCUGUCUUUUCAGCUACAUCCCAUUGACACAAUGCUGGGCGUCCGUCGGCGCGAUAAUCGUAGUCUUUUUAGCGACUUUGACCCUAUCAAUAGUUCUGAAGAACUCUUCCAGAAUGAUCAAAGCCUUCCAAGUCUUCCUGGCACUUCAAAUUAUCGUCUCCUGUGCGUUGUCCGUCUACCUGGCCUUCUGUGGCCUUUAUGGUGUCCUACCGUACCCCAUAUUGUUCAAUCGUCUCACAUCCGCCAGCCACUACCGUAUAACCGGAGCUUCACUUCUUUUUCUUCUAUACUUAUUGAUGUUGGAAGUCGCUUUCUGUACAUUCACCAUGACCCGAAACGCCUUGACCGCCUCUCAAAUCACUAUAUUCGGCCUCACUCAUUCUCAAGUCAUGAUGAUAACGGAAAGAGUCGUUUGGCUGGUUGCAGCUUCGAUUAUCCUUUUUAGCCUUUAUCCAAUCAUCAACUGCCUCGAAUGGGACCAAGAUGAAGCUCAUAACAUUGCGGCAUCGGUUGACGUCCGGUUGACCGCGUUUUUCAAAAACAGUGCUGUUUUUUUCUUGGUUUACACCAAGGUUGCGUAUUAUGUCCUUAUUGAAUUUGUUAUUAUUAUUAUUGUUUUGUUUUUAUUUCUGACGACUCUCAUUUUUAUGUGAGUUUUUAUCGCGAUUUUUUAAAGCCGUGUACGUACUUUGCACGGCUUAUAUGUAUAACAGUGUUCUUUUUUUUUAUUAAAGCGACAUAAAAUUUGAACAAUCAAAAUUAAUAAUUACCGGCUUUUUAAAUUUUCAAAUGUGCUCAAAUUAUCUUUAUAUGCAGAACCCUCUGGUCAAGAAGAAUCCAAUCAACAACUCUAAAACGGCUUCAAAAAAGAAUAUUAAUUAUUGAGCUAGUGACACUGUUUACAUUCAACAUUUCCGUUGUUAUACCAAUGAUUGGGAGCUUCGCAUUGACAUUAUCCGACUUCAGAAGCAUUGCCAAGUGAGUGCGUUUUUGCUUUCAUUUUUUAAAUUCUUUGAUGGUUUGUAAUAAAACAAUUUGAGAAAAUUCCUCAAAAAUGACUUUUCGGAGCCCUCAAUCGUUAUUUCAAAUUUCCACUCCCCGUCAUUGGUAAUUUUGAGUUUGAAGCAGAUUUGUACUUUUUCAGCCUUCCAAUGGUUCUUCUUCUAUGGGCGCCUGGACAAACCUUAUGUCCAACAAUGUGUGUCAUGUACUUGACUCUUAUAACUCCAUAUCGGAGAGCGUUUUCAAGAAUUUUGCCCAGAGGGAAGAAAAAAUCGAACAUUUCGGAUAGCUCACAUCAUGUCUGCCCUAUUAUAUUUACUUAAUAAACUUUUUUUCGCGUAGAAUACAAUUUUUCUCAGAGAAAUCUCUCCGAGAUUACUUAAUUUGUCAUUUUGUAAAUUUAAAGUGACCACUUAAGUAAAGCCUUUCACAAUCGCCAACCCUACUGUUGAAGACAAAAUUUAGAAGUUUGACCACUCAACUAGAACCAACCAGAUUUGAUUUUCCUCCAUUCGGAACUUUUUUUCCUUAUCAUAAUUUAUGGAAUUAUAAGAAAUCAAAGACGAGAAAAAAGGCAGCUGCCUCAGAGUAUUCAUUGUGCAUUCAAGCGCGAAUCUACGCCGAGCUCACUAUUUUCAUAUUUUCAAUUUUGAAAAACAUGCUUUCUGAAUAUUCAGAGGAUUUGAUUUUCCCAUUCAACUUGUCCGAAAUUUUGGAUGGUUUAUACGACUCCUAUGUUCUUCAUGAAAGGUUGGAAAAAAACUUUUUAUUACGGGAAAAAUUAAUUAAUAAAGAAUCGAUAUAAAUUAUCCAAAAAGUCAUCAAGUAAAUAACUAUCAAGUAUUUGAUAAAAUCAGCAAAAUUAAAUAACUGAAGAUAGGAAAUGUAUGCUUAGAUAUUUUUUUUCUGAAAAUACUGGCAAACUUGCAAAACUUUCAUUUACAUUGGAAAAUACCCUUCAGACUGAUUAAAUCUCAAACUAUUUGAAGAUUUACAAGAAAAAAAAUAAACAAAGUAGAAUCAUUUUUUUAUAACUUUUUAUUCAAUUUAUAAACCCACUUUUUCGUAAAUCCAAUUCAUGCAACAAAAAAAACUGCUGAAAAAAAAGAAUGAACAACUUAUUCAUUUAUGGGUUUUUUUACAAAGUUCUUUGAAGCUUGAUCGAUUUUGAGAAUUCUUAAACCCAAUUGACUGACCGUGAAAAAAUAUUUAUAAACCAAUUUUUCGCUUUUUUGAAUAUUGAAAAUAAACGUACUUGAACAAUUCCAACGACGAGAACGAUUCCUUUGCUGAUUCUUAGCUGCAUGUUGCCGAUUAGAAAUAAAUAAACGAAUAGAAGAAGAUAAAAUAAACAGAAAAGAGAAAAAAAUCUCGAAAAUGUCCUAAAAAUUUCCGGAAAAAGAUCUGUUUUGACACGGCGACGCAUUACUGCGGGAGAAACGCAAAAAGAAAACGUCACUUAAAUUUUUUUCUUUAUAAUUAGCGUAUAAAUUUUUAAAAAAACCUUUGCAGUUAUAUUUUUUUAUACGCAAAAUGUGAUGAGAGUAGCUGCCGUUUUGGUACUGAUGAUCGCAAUUUCAACAAUUGUGAUAGUUCUUCGCCAGUCCGCCAAAAUGAUGAAAGCUUUCAAGUACCUCAUCGUCGCCCAAAUCCUGGUUUCUUGUCUAUUAUCAAUUUAUAUUGGCAACAGCGGUCUUUACUGCAUUUUGCCAUAUCCCAUCGCUUUCAAUUUUUUAAUUACUACUGAUUACCGCGGAAUUUCUGCAAUCUGCUGUAUUGUACUCCUUUAUUUGAUGCUUCUUGAAGUAACCUUAUUCACUUUCACCUUUUUUCGCAACGCUCUGAUUUCCGCAAGAUUCAAAGCGAAGACAGUGAUUAUAUCGGAAAGAUUGCUUUCGAUGGCUUUUUUGUUUCUUGGAGCCAUUAAUUUGUACCCGAUUAUCAAUUGUGUCGAGUGGGAACAGGAAGAAGCUAUUGGAAAAGCUGUUCUGAUGGAUCCAAGACUUGUCGACUUGAUGCUGAAAAACGCUGGAUUUUUCCUAGCCUACAGGAAGACAACGUAUUUUGUUAUUCCUGAGUUUUCGGUGUUUUUCCUGAUUUACGCCGUCUUCUGCGCUUAUCUCCUGAAGUUGCAAGUUAUUUAUUCAAACUUGGAAAAAUUCAAGACCUGUAGGAAUAAGUCCGUGUAUUUUCACAGCUUUUCAAAACUUUAUGGAAUAAAUUUAAAAGUCAAGCAGCUGUUAUGUGGAACGUUUGACAUUUAACUAGACUCUUUUUUCAGUUUUCCCUAACAUUUUCCUGCCCAAAGAACGUGGGUUGUUGAACUGGGACAGGAAAUAAGCACUCGAAAAAACUAAGAAUGCAGAAACAGAACGUGUGAAAAUAGAAAUCUUGAGUAAAAUGUUUCAAACCAUCUUUCAUGUUUUCAGAACCUUGAAGGUAACCUCGCAAACUUCGGCGACGCUGAAGAAGCUGCAAAAAAGGAUAUUAUUCAUUGAAAUUUGGAUCUUUUGUGCUUUCAUAUUCACAAUUAUUCUACCUAUCUCUGGAGCCUUGGGACUUUCCGUUUUCGGCCCGAAAUCGUUCGCGCAGUAAGUCCAAUGAACGUUCUCUUGUUAGUAAAAGGCUUCUUUAUCAGAACGCCAUAAAAAAACGCUAGAAAGGUGUUUCUGUUGAAUAUGUGAAUUGAUAGUGAUCAAAUAAUAGAUCACGUGAGAGAUAUCCCAACUAAGAGUAUAAAAGAAGUCGGGAACUCAGAUCAUCAUCACUCGUACCGCCCCGUUUCGCCUCCAGCCUCGCCGUCGCUUCUGAUAACGCACAAGACUACAUCCUGAUCGCCACUUCUGAUGUAUCUUGUGCGUUAUCAGAUAAAGAAGAGUACUCUCACAAUAGUUUUUAUUAAUCUAGGUGUGGUAAAAAGAUGAAGUUGAGGAGAGUGCGAGAAGUCGUCAGUCCGAGGCUUGAAGCGACGGCGAGGCUGGAGGCGAAACGGGGCGGUACGAGUGAUGAUGAUCUGAGUUCCCGACUUCUUUUAUACUCUUAG